Molecule: messenger RNA, 6930 nt
Organism: Microplitis mediator
Lineage: Eukaryota; Metazoa; Arthropoda; Insecta; Hymenoptera; Braconidae
Gene: Ret
Product: proto-oncogene tyrosine-protein kinase receptor Ret
Exons: 20
Coding region: 560-4237 (1225 amino acids)
Biological process (GO): protein phosphorylation; cell surface receptor protein tyrosine kinase signaling pathway; multicellular organism development
Cellular component (GO): axon; signaling receptor complex
Molecular function (GO): transmembrane receptor protein tyrosine kinase activity; ATP binding
Source: RefSeq, a predicted model, not a curated record
CCGACGCGUCGCGACGGCGUUUGAUUAUACGCGCGGUAAAAUAUCAAAGAUACCGGUUUAACGCGCGCUUCGUUCAAAUUAAAUUUGCAACAAUAAUAUUUAUGUAUUAAAACUUUUUUAAUUCGUUAUAUGAAAGACUUCUUAAAGUGAAUAUAUGUUUAUUGUUUUAAAAAAUUUAAAUUAGUGCUCUGAUAUAUUUAAGUGUCUAAUUUCAACAUUAUUGUGAUGCUUUAUUGUUAAUCAAUGAGUGACCAUAAUUUUUAUUUUUAUUUAUUGACAGAGAAACUUAUUUACAAGAAACGAAAUGAAACAAGAAUCAACAUGUCACCGAGUGCAAAAGAGCAGUUAGGUUGCAAAAUUAAUCGAGUUGCAAUGAUGAAUAAUUAAUUAACAAAUGCUGAUUUACAUUCGAUGGGACAACAAAUCUGACUAAACCACGCACUGCAAUCUGCACUCGUUUACCCCUUCCAUAACUUUCUCGGUGCAGACAAAAAAAAAUUAAUCAAUUAAACUACAACUAAAAAUACUUAAAAAAAUUUAAUUGAAAGAAAAAACAAACAUGGAAACGAGUAACGGAAAAAAAGAAGUUCAAACGCAGCUGGUUUUACUGUUUUUAUUGUUGACACUUUUCACGACAUUUGGAUCAGCACUAUAUUUUCCACAAUCAGAAUUAACAUUGCGGCUUCCAUAUUUCUUAACAAAUGAUGAAACUUUAGAAACAGAACUUACCCUCCUUAUUUUACGAACUCUACCUAACGAUUCUAUUACAUCAAAAUAUCCAAAAUAUAAAAUCGUCUCUGAAACUGAUGAAUAUGUAAGAUUAGUCGAUGGAAUUGGUGAAAUUAUUUAUGAUCUUCAUUCACUUACAAAAAAAGACACUUCAAAAGCAAUUAUAAUACAGGCUGAAGAAGAAGGAAGUGAAGCAAAAAUGGAAAUAAAAAUUUUGCCAAUCGAAGGGAAUAACGGAAAACUAAAUUGUACUGAACUUACGAAGGACAUGUGUUUUUGGAAUGUAUCAAAAUAUAGAAUUUAUGAAAAUCAACCUGCGACAAUGCUUGGAAGACUAAAUUCACCUGCAUAUAAAACUCUAUGCCCAAAUUAUCAAGUAACUCACUAUGAAUUACUUAAUGGAACAGAAUACUUUCAUGUUGUAAAUGAAGAUUUUUAUUCAAAUGCUUUAUUAGACAGAGAUACUGUAGAUUAUCCUGGUGGUCCGGGUGCUCAUGUGGAAGUUCAAGUUAAAUGUGUUGUACGAAAUGAAAAGACUGGAAUACAGUACUCGCAUGAAACAAAUCUUGAUAUUGACAUCCUGGAUUUAGAUGACAAUCCACCUAUAGCACAGAUUAGUAACAACGUCGAGAUAACACUACGGGAUUUCACAGCAAACACAAGACUGGAUGACAAUGAUUUAAUGGUAAAAGAUGCUGAUUCAAAUGCAAGCAAUACAUAUACUGUUAAAAUAUUAGGCGAUAUUCAUAAUGCAUUAUAUAUAACAUACGAUGCGAUAUCCGUUGAUUAUUCAACUCCAGAAACACCCCCGACAACUGCAAUAUACACAAGAGUGUUUUCACGUACGACAUUACUUCCAAAGUCACCUUACAAAGUAAUAUUACAAGUAACUGAUGAAUCAUUGAUUCCUGGGAAAGGAGAAAAAUCCGUAAAUAUCACAUUGUCUUUCAUUGGACCACAGCAUCAUGUAACUUCAACGACAACGGCAAUACCACCAAAGAAGCCAAUUUCUUUUCCCAGUAGUGUAACAAUAUCUCGUCAUUCUUUACACUUUUUUCGAGUCGCCCAACCGUCUUUUAAGCCACCAUCAAAAUUUAACUUUAGUAUUUUGAAUUCUAAAAUUUUUAAUAUCACUACCAAAGGUGGUAUUGUUUACGUCACUAAUUCUUCUUUACUGCAAGCAGCUCCUUCAAAAAUUUCUUUAACAAUUCAAUGGAAUUCACCAGGGCACAAAUUAUUUACGGCAUCAUUGACAUUAUACAUAAUAAAUACAUCAACUGUAUUCGUAAACACUAGCUGUGCUAAUCAAACUACAGCAAUACACUCGUGUGCGAAUGCCAUGACACGAAAAUCGUGCGAGUCGCAAUGCGGAAUUGGUAGUGGUUCACUUAGUAAUUCUACUGCAAGUGAGUGCAUUUGGAGAUCAAAUAAUGCUGCGAAUUCAGCAAUAAUGACUGAACGUUAUGAAACAUGUACUGCGGAUUUAGUUCAUUGCCCAGACAACAUUUGCGAUGAAUUGGAACAUCUGGAUCCACGGAUAUGUCCUCAAGACUGUACUAUUGAAUCGGAGGUGCACUUUGGUGAAAUGAAUCGAGGUGGCAGAGGUAUAAAAAGUGGUCUCGGCACGUGUUCAUGCAAUGAUAUGAUGCAGUGCACAUGCGGACCUGUAUCUUUUCGUAAAAUAAGCUCUGGCGAUAGUUCAGGGGAUGCUGGUGCUUACGGAAGUGGCAAUAAAGAAGUGGCUAGAUCGAAAAAGGAACGUCAAAAAGAGGCAGCUAUAUCGGAUGCUCAUAAAGUAGCGUCAUUAAACAAUUGUGGUCCGGCUUGUUUAAUUGGUGCUGUUGGAGCCAGUUUCUUUGUUAUCUUGGUUUUUGGAGCUUUUGUCAUGUGGAGAUAUAGAACUAUUGGGAAAAGUUCAAGACGUGAGUGCAAGCACCGAUCAGAUGACAUGAAUAACGGUCUUGGAAUUCUUCCAUUGGACUACUUAGACCGCGGAGACGGACACCUUAUCAGUGUCGAUUCAUUUGCUGCUACUAAUCGAAGUCUGCUUCUUCCGAAAUCAUCACCACCGGACCCUAAAUGGGAGUUUUCAAGAUCAAGAUUAACAAUUGAACAAGUGUUGGGUGAAGGUGAAUUCGGCAGAGUAUUACGAGCCAAAGCUGUUGAUAUUGGAGGUUGGCCAGGACCAACAACUGUCGCUGUAAAAACAUUAAAAGAAGAUGCCAGUGGAGCUGAACUUGCUGAUCUUCUUUCCGAAUAUCAACUACUUAAAGAAGCGCAACAUCCAAACGUUAUUAGAUUACUUGGUGCUUGUACAUCGCCUGGAGGCCCUGUCUAUUUGAUUAUCGAAUUCGCUGAGUUUGGUUCAUUGAGAAAUUAUUUAAGAAGAAGCCGUCACCUUGAAUCAGAAGGACGUGUUCCUUGUUCAACAUCUUUACUAUCUGCAUCGCCUGGCAACACACAUGAAGAAUUACAAGAUACUUCGUUAAAUUACACAAUAACUCCUCAUGAUAUACUAUCCUUUGCUUGGCAGAUCAGCAAAGGAAUGGCGUACUUGGCUGACAUUAAAUUGGUGCAUCGCGAUCUUGCUGCUAGAAAUGUUCUGCUCGCAACUGGCAAAGUUUGCAAAAUUUCCGACUUUGGACUGACUCGGGAUGUUUAUGAGGAUGAUGCAUAUUUGAAACGAAGUAAAGGAAGAGUACCGGUUAAGUGGAUGGCCCCCGAAUCUCUUGCUGAUCAUGUGUACACGAGUAAAUCGGAUGUAUGGAGCUUUGGAGUGCUUUUAUGGGAAUUAGUAACGCUUGGUGCUUCGCCUUACCCAGGUGUAGAUGUUCAUAAUCUGUACAAUCUACUCAAAGCCGGAUAUCGAAUGGAGAGGCCUGCUAAUUGCUCUACACAAUUAUACAAAUUAAUGGUUUCAUGUUGGCACGAUGAACCUGGUAUGAGACCCUCAUUUAAAGAACUUACUUGUCAAUGGGAACGUAUGCUUGAGGAUGGUGUUGAGUAUCUUGAUUUAAACCCUCGAACUGUUCAUAAUCAAGCUUAUUUUGCGUCACUUCAUGCACUUGAUAGUCCAACUAGUACAAGUAAUGAAGGAAUAACAAGCGGUAACUUUAGUACUUUUCGUACAGAAGCAGUUAACUACCUCAGUAAACCAUCAGCAGAGCCUAUAACAAAAUGUGAUAAAAUCGAUAAACUUCAAGCUCUUUGGCAAGAUCCAAUUUGUACCUUUCCAGAAGAACCAUUAAAAACGACUUAUGUCAAUGAAAGACCGGAUAAUUUAAAUGUUAAUCAUUAUGAAAGUCCUAUUAAAUUACGUAGAGUAAGUGUAACAAGUAAUUGUGAAAAUAAUCUAAAAACACCGACAAAGGAACGGCCUCAAUCUUACAUCGAUAUGCAGGGAAAAAAAACCGAUAACACUAAAGAUCAAAAUGAUUUUUUAUUAUUCAAUAAUGUUAAUCAUAAUAAUGAUGAUAAAAUAAACAUAACAAACGAUUUUACUAAAUGAAACUACAAAUAGUAAUAAAUAGAGAUGCUGUGCGAAUAGUGUUUGAAUUUAAUUGAAUACAACUACGCUGUAAAAAGAGCAAUGUUGAAAAUGGACUCAAUUUAAAACCACGCGGUGAUAAAAUAAAAUAACGCCGGUGUAGGUCGUGUCAUUUGGCGGUGGUAAAAUACCGGUGUAAAAAAAGUCCACGUAUAAAAAUUAAAUAAAAUUUUAAUACAUAUAAAAAAAUUGAUAUAGCCCUGGCAGAUCCGAAUUACGGUAAAUUACCGUAGUUUACAGUAUUCGGAAGAUUAACCGUAAUUUAUCGCAAAUUACCGAAUUUCACGGUAAAACUGCGGCGAUACCCUGUAAAAUUUGCAACAAAAGUGAGGUAUUUUACCGCAAAUUUGCCGUAAAGUUGCGGUAAAACACCACAAUUUACCGUAAUUUAUGACAUUCGAGGAAUUGCCGUAAAUUACCAUAAAGCGCGUCAUGUUACCGUAAAUCAUGGUGAUUUACGGUAAAUCACGGUAAUUUGCGCUAAUUUGCCGUAAAAUAGGUAAUUUACCGUAAUUCGGAUCCACUAGGGGGGCCAUGGGACGAUAAGAAUACCGAAUUGGCCCCAGAAAGGUAUCGGACUCAUAAUUUCAGGAAAUGUUGGUAUCGAAAUAAUUUCAUCGAAAAUUGAAUGAGGAAUUCAAAAAAAAUAGUUUCAUAUUUUUAUCAGUAUCGUAACAUGGUUAAAAAUCAAAAUUAAAAUAAUAACCUCGUUUUUUUAAAGGUUCUUAUGAACAGAUAUUGCUCAUAUUUUUUUCCUUAGAAGCUACCAUCAUGCCCCAAAACAUAUCCGGUAUUUAGAUCAAUCGAUUCACAAGGUGCUGAGAAUAACAAUUUCUACUGAUUGUCACCCUAGCAGACCUGAUUUACCGAAAAUUUUUGGUAUUUUUGCAACAAAUUUACCGUAGAAUAGGUAAAUUACCGUACAAUUUCGGCAGAUUUACCGUAAUUUACCGUGAUGUACGGUAAGCUACGGUAGGUUUACGGUAAGUGGGUAAAUUACGGUGGGUUUACCGUAAAUUUACCGCUAAAUACGGUAAAUCUACCGUAAAUUUACCGCUAAAUACGGUAAAUCUACCGUAAAAGUUCGGGUGGGUUACCGAAUUACCGUAUUUUACGGUGUAUUACCGUAAAUUACGGUAAAAUCGCCGUAAUCUACGGUAAACCCACCGUAAUUUGGGUCCGUUAGGGCAGUAUUUUUCGAUUUAUUCAAAAACGGUAAUAGAUAAAGAUCUGAAACUUGCAGCAUCGAAGUAUCUUAUGAGUACCAACAUUUCCUAAAAUUAUGAGCCCGAUACCUUUCUGGGGCCGAUUCGGUAUUCUUAUCCUCCCAUGGCCUUUAAUGUAUAUUAUUUGGAGGAAAUUUUAAUUUUGCUAAGUUUUUAUUUAAAUAAUUGUUUAUGGUAUACGUAAUUAUUUAAAAAUUACACAAUUUUACGCCAACCAUUUCAAUCACCAGUAAUUUAAUUAGUUAAUAAAUACACUAACUGUAGUAAUCGAGAAAGUAAAAAUAUUCUGAAAGUAAAAUAUCUUCAACACCGAAAAAUAUUUCAACACCGGUAAAAAAUAUUUGCACUGGUGAUAGUGUUAUUUUAACACCGCUUUCGGUGUUGAAAUUUAACACCGAAGAUUUCAUCACCUACACGGCCUGGACUUACCCCGGUUUUUUUUACAGUUGAUUAAAUAGUUCGAAUUAUUCGUAAAUUUUUACAUUAUUCGAUUUAAAUUCGAAUUUUCGAACAUAAAAUUUAUAUCUGACUUAAGAUCGAUUCAAAAAAAUUUGUUACAAUAAUUCACGAAUAACUCGAAAAAUUACGAAUACUUUGAACUUCUUAAUGAUUUGAAAACACGAAAAAUUUAAAAACUUACGAACACAUAAUCGGAAAACUGACGAAUACUUUAAAUUAUUUGUAAAUUCAAAUUAUUCGAUUAGAAUUUCGAUUUCUACUCGAUUCGACACAAAUAAUUGGUGAGCUUGAAUUAUUCGCACACUCUUAGUAAUAAAUUAAUAAGGCAAUUAUUUAAUCAAAAUGUAUAUAAAAAAAAAAAAUAGUUUUUUAAAAAGCUAAUUACGAGCAGUUGCAAAUGAUUAAAAAAUAUGAUGACUAUAAAAAAGUUUAUUCGACUCAUGCGCGCUAUUCACGUUUUAUCAUGCCUAGAAUCCGAACUCUAAAUGGCCGUUUACCGACUGGUGAAAAAUUAUUUGUCAAAACGCAAUAAAGAUGUCUACUAUCCCGGCCAUUGUGGCGUAAUAAAAAUAAACGUAACUACAUGGAUAAAAAUAAAUAGAACUGGCUACCAUGUCAGAUAGUAGUCAGUGCCAUCUGUAGAAAAAAAAAAAAGUUGAAAUAGCAAUGGGUCCUAUCUACGUAGUACUGGCUACUAUCUACAUUGGACUCACUACUAUCUUACAUAUUACACUCUUACAUGUUGCCCAGUUCUAUGUACAUAGCAGCUAGUCGUAUGUCAGAUAGUAAAGGUUACUUUUUAAACAUAUUACCCAUUGCUAUCUGCAGAUAGCGCCUGCGUCUAUUUUUACAUAUUGCUGGUUACUGUGUAUCAUAGUAGAGACUUCUAUGUAAGAUAGCAAUGAGUACACACUCGUUGUCAUUAAUGCCUGGUCCCCUGCAUGGCUAAGAUUCUAUAUUCUGGGGGAC